AUGUCUUCGUUCCGCUCUCUCCUCCAGACCAAACAACGCCUGAUCGGCACCUUCGUCAGCUUCAACGACCCGUACAGCGCCCAGAUCCUGGCACAAUGCGGCUUCGACUGGCUGAUGAUCGACAUGGAACAUUCGCCGCUCUCUGCGCAGGAGAUCACGGCCAUGGUGCAUUCCAGCGUGGCGGCGUCGGCAGGGAAUUGCGCGCCCAUCGUGCGGAUCCCGUCCCACGGCAUCGAGUGGAUCAAAUGGGCCCUGGACAGCGGUGCCAGCGGCAUCAUCGUGCCCAUGGUGAACAACAAGCAGGAGGUUGACGGGGUCAUCAAACGCGCGCGCUACCCUCCGACGGGCCAAAGAAGCUAUGGUCCCUUUCGAACGCCCUUUGCCGAGAUCCCUGCACCCCCCGACGUGGCUGACUACAAGCGAAAACGGGCGCCCGAGGUGAUGAUCCUGCCCAUGAUAGAGUCGAAAGAGGCGGUAGACAACGCCGAGGACAUCAUCGGGACGGACGGCGUGGACGGCAUCUUCAUCGGACCCGUCGACCUGAGACACUCGCUUGGCUUCGAGGGCGCCUCGGGGGAUGAAGCAGAAUACGUGGCAGCCUUGCAGAAAGUGCUUCAGGUGGGCAAAAAGUGGGCAAAGCCGAUCGGCAUUCUCGGCUCACAGGCUGCGAUUCCUCGUCUCAUGGAGAUGGGAUUCAGCUUCAUCAUGUUACCAGGAGGGGACGCAGGGAUCCUAGCGGAGGCGGCUUCAGCGCUGCUAAAGGCAUCGAAAAACUCGAUUAGCUAG
Messenger RNA from Fonsecaea nubica, 786 nucleotides. RefSeq lists its product as hypothetical. Gene Ontology annotation, molecular function: aldehyde-lyase activity. Gene Ontology annotation, cellular component: cytoplasm. Lineage: Eukaryota; Fungi; Ascomycota; Eurotiomycetes; Chaetothyriales; Herpotrichiellaceae. The transcript has a single exon. The record is from RefSeq and is a predicted model, not a curated record. Bases 1 to 786 code for a protein of 261 amino acids.